CCACAACAUCAACACUGAAUGUCCAACUUAAUGAACUCCUCCACCUCCACCCCUCUUCCGAAGUGAGAGCUUCGUCCGUUCCUGUGGUCUGACCAGCUGUACUGUGGUCGUGACAGGUUUUCAGUGCCAGUGUUAAGGCUUCGAGUGGCAGACUUUAACCUUUUUUUUUUUUAUUUGAAUUAUCAGCCAACUUCUGGGCAGUGAUUUUCUUCUACUCUCCAUCUACAGCCGAUUUCCUGCAAAUCAAAGCUGCAUCUUUGACCACAAUGAAGGUGUUGGUCAUUGGGGCCACAGGCCAAUCUGGGCUUUUAAUCAUUUCUGAAGCCCUUGCCAGAGGAUAUGAGGUGAUAGCACUGGUCAGAUGUCCAGAGAAAAUAAACAUAAUGCAUGAGAAAUUAAAAGUUGUUCAAGUUGAUAUACUCAAGUCUGAAGAAAUAGCGGAGAAUCUAAAAGGCUGUGAUGCAGUGUUGUCAGCCAUUGGAGGUCGUCCUGGUAUUAUGACCCCAUGUGAUAUCUAUUCCAAGAGUGGUGAAGCAGUGGUUAAAGCCAUGAGAGAAACAGGAGUCAAGAGAUUCAUAGCCAUCACAGCUUGGGGAACAAAAGAUGAUCCAGAUUUACCAUUUGUUUGGAAAUGGGUUCUGAAGCCAUCAUUUCUGAGAAACAUUGUGAAAGACAUGGAGAUAUUUGAAGACUACCUUCUGAAGGAAUGCAGUGAUAUUAAUUACACAGUGGUGAAACCACCCAGGUUAACCAAUGAACCCUCCAACGGUGAGAAAAUCAUAGCAAAGGAAGGACAAUGCAUUGCCAAUGUAUCAAAUGCAAUAAGCAGGCAAGAUGUGGUCAGAUUUAUGCUAGACAAUAUCACCUCACAAGAUUAUUUCAAGAAAUUGGUCUCGGUAGCGAUGUCCAGUGAAAAGAAGUGAAGCAGAUCAUCCCUUUCUAAACAAAUGAAAAAGAAAAAAAAAAUAUUUAAAAAAUUAGAGACCAAAUUCACUCUUGUUUUUUUAAAGAGCAGAAAUACAAGGUUAAAAAGAGAUCUUUUGACUUUUCAUGUCUCGUCAUUUCACAUCAUUUUUGUAAGCCGUCAGUUUGUCAUGUGAAACAUUCUUAAGUAUUGUCAUGUUCAAAAAUAAAGAAUGUAUAUGAAAACAGAUUUUGGGAAAUUUUAAAUUUCUUAAUUGAACAGGAAUUUUUUUUAAGAAUAUGAAUUUUUUUCUUAUACUUUGUAUUUAUUAUAACUUAUAUAUUUUAAAAGUGAUAUUAAGUUUAAUGCAGAUAUUGUAUAACUUACAGUUUAUGGUAACAUUGUUUUGAAGGAAAAAUAGUUUUUUUUUUAGGAAAAUUAAUUCUGAAAUGAGUUUUGUUCUAUGACUUUAAUUAUUACAGUUUGAUUAUUUAAGUCCCUCCCCCCUCUGACAACCAUAUGAUCUGUAAUAAUCCUGCCUGGUUUGUUUGGGAGAUGGGCUUUAGAACCCAUUUCCAAACAAACGUUAGGAGAUGGUAAAAAUCUUUUGUAAAAUCUUAGACAUGGUCUUAAACAACUCAUCUAGUAAAUUUAUUUUGAUUUUUUUUUUAGUUUGCUGUCUAUAUAUAUAUUGUAUCAAAAUCAUAAAACAAACAAUGAUAUAUUCAAACCUAUCAGAGUACAAAAUAGAACAGUGAAGUUGAAUCACAAAAAUUAGAUCUGUUAUAAUUUCUAUGUUCCUUUAGUCUUUAAUGGAAAGCUUAAAGCGUAAAUGCUUCUAUUACUUUUGUUUAUCAGUGGCAUGGCGUGGGGUAACUUUAAUCUUUCUAAAGACAUUUUUUUUUAAAGAUACCUUCACAAUUAAGGCAGAUAUAAAAAAAAAAAGAGUUUUCCUUUCUUAACUUUUGAAGAUUCUGCUUCAUUUGCUCAAGGCUAACUGUGCAUUCAAGAUUUGUUUUUCUCUCAUUGUAACUUAGUAAACGAAUAACUCAUACAUAUUUAACAAAUGAAUUAUACAAUGUGUUCAUAUUUUAAACAUCAGGCCAGUUUCCUUUCAAUAAAGUCUUCAAACAAAUCUCCACAACUAUCACCAAGCAGGUCAACCCUCUGUGAUAUAUCUUGGAAGUCUUUAGCCUUAUGGGUUCAGCAGUUUAUUGUACACAUACUGUCACAUUUUCAAUGUUUUCGGAAGUGGUGACCCACUUUCAGUCAUUUAUUGAAUUCUUUGUUGUUGUUGUUUUUUUUUUUUUUUCAUUAGUUUUUAUGUACCAUAUUCAUAUGUAUCUGUUAUUAGGACAACCAUAUUUUCUUAUUGGUCAUUUUAAGUCAAACUGUACAUAAAGGUGCUUACUUUGUCAAAUUUACUGAGAGUUGGCAACAA
Messenger RNA from Biomphalaria glabrata, 2345 nucleotides. RefSeq lists its product as uncharacterized. Bases 267 to 923 code for a protein of 218 amino acids. NCBI's taxonomy places the organism in Eukaryota, Metazoa, Mollusca, Gastropoda, Planorbidae. The record is from RefSeq and is a predicted model, not a curated record. The transcript has 5 exons.